UAACAUGGUAUCCAGGCCAGAACGGAUCAAAGCGACUUUGUCCGCAAAGAACCGAGGAAAUGCUUCACAGCGGGCCGUCGAGUUGUCAGAUAUGGCAGGCCCACUGUAUUCCUUUUAUUUCAGAAUAGUUACUAAAAGAAUUUAAAAAAAUAAACUCUUCUGAAGAGCACAUGUAGUCAGUGAAUACAGAGAGCAGUCUGGAAUGUUGCCUCAGACCUCUUCAUGAAUGGGGAAGGAUUCCCUUGUUCUGUUGGGGUUGGGAGUCCUGAUGAAACCUGCAACCUUCUUGUUGACUGUCACUACGAAUAUUUCGUCGCGGGCAAUUAUGUAUACAUGUCACCUUUCCUUGAUUUCGUUUAGUUCAUGCACUGGCAUUUAAAAAUGAAUUUCUGGAAAGAAUUUUGCCUGUUGCUUCAUGACAUCAACACAGUAUUUGAAAUAUCCACGAAUACUUUUGUGAAUACAUUAAAAAGUGUAAAAAAGUUGAAAAUAUACAAUUUCUAGGGUGUUGGAAAAUUGAAUCCCAGAGAUCAUUCACUUGAAAUUUGGGCUUUGAGCAUCACUGUCCAUUUUGCAGUUGAAUGUUAAGAAGUGACCAUAUCCUUUAUUAGACACUUGCAGAGCCAAACCAUUCCAGAGCAAUGUGUACAAAAAGUGAAAUCAUUUAACAUGAGGAAGACAUAGAAGUAUAAGAAGGGUGCAGCUAGAUGGCAUAUGAAAUACCUGGUUUAGAUCACUGAGGAAAUGUGGCAGUAAAAAGAUACGUUUUGAACACCUUACUGAAUGUCCGUAGUGAAGGAGCCAAACAAAUGUUAACUGGAGGAGUAUCUCAAGAGUAUCAGGCCUAGUAUCAGACCCAGAACUGAACCUUUCAUCAGAUAUUUGAGGCUCGCCCAAGAACCUUAAGGAAAUGUCAAUAUAGAGUUGCUAAUGAAUCCUGUUUGUUUGUUUUUUUCUUAUGACUUUGAAUAAAAGUUGUGCCAGCAUCAGGCUAUUCUGUACCAAAAGCCUAAUUCCAAUAAUUGCCGUCUCUCCCAGGUUUCAAUUUGGCAUCACAUUGCCUCCUGUACUGGUAACAGCUCUGUUCCUUGAUCAACGUGAUAAUUUGGAAUGCUUCAGCACCUGACAAAAUGAUUGACGGAAGUGGAAAAUAUGAUUUCUACAUUGGUCUGGUAUUGGCAAUGAGCUCUAGCCUUUUCAUUGGCGGCAGUUUUAUCCUGAAGAAGAAAGGUCUCCUUCGGCUGGCCAGGAAAGGCUCAAUGAGAGCGGGACAAGGUGGCCAUGCAUACCUCAAAGAGUGGCUGUGGUGGGCUGGACUCUUGUCAAUGGGAGCUGGUGAAGUUGCAAAUUUUGCUGCCUAUGCAUUUGCUCCAGCUACAUUGGUGACUCCAUUAGGAGCUCUCAGUGUUCUUGUAAGUGCCAUUCUCUCAUCUUACUUUUUAAAUGAAAAGCUUAAUCUACAUGGAAAAAUUGGAUGUUUGCUAAGUAUACUGGGUUCAACUGUGAUGGUCAUCCAUGCUCCCCAAGAAGAGGAAGUAGAAACCUUGAAUGAAAUGUCCCACAAACUGGGUGAUCCAGGUUUUGUUGUCUUUGCAACAUUUGUUGUCAUUGUGUCCUUAAUAAUGAUCUUUGUGGUGGGACCACGGCACGGGCAGACAAACAUUCUUGUGUACAUAACCAUCUGCUCAGUCAUUGGAGCUUUGUCCGUUUCCUGUGUAAAAGGCUUGGGCAUUGCUAUAAAGGAACUUUUUAUUGGACAACCAGUCCUGAAACAUCCUUUGGCUUGGAUACUCCUAUUAAGCCUUAUUGUUUGUGUUAGCACACAGAUCAAUUAUUUAAAUAGGUCCCUGGACAUAUUCAACACUUCUGUCGUGACGCCAAUAUAUUAUGUAUUCUUCACAACAUCUGUUUUAACUUGUUCUGCGAUCCUCCUCAAGGAAUGGGAAGACAUGGCAGCUGACGACAUUAUUGGAACAGUUAGUGGCUUUCUCACUAUCAUAGUGGGGAUAUUUUUAUUGCAUGCCUUUAAGGAUGUCAACCUCACCCUGGCAAAUUUGCCAGUGUCUUUACAUAAAGAUGAUAGAGGGAUGAAUGGCACUCUGCCAAAUCCGUAUGAACGCUUUAGUAAUGAUGAAGAAAAUGCAACCUGUGUAGGUGAUCUACCAGUCACUGAAGGAAUAUCUUCUAGGAGAAAUGGAAACCUGGCAGCAUCUUAAAAAUACAUCUAAAGGACAAUUCUAUACUUGUGUUUUGUUGUGAAAUGUCGGUUUUAAGCGCUUCUCAGAAACAGAUGCAUUUAAACAGUAUGUAUAGACAAUCGUUUGUUUUUAGCUUGGACCAAGAACAGUGGUGGAUUUUUAUUUGCCUUAUUUUCAUUUAAAAAUAUUAAAAAGACCUCAAAACAUGUUUCUGAUUAUGUGUGAACAUGUAAAUAUUACAGUUUGGUUUAAGACUUAUUGCACUAAUGACAAUUUUAAUGAAUAAAAUGCUUUAUUUCUGCA
Anolis sagrei ordinatus is the source of this 2501-nucleotide messenger RNA. RefSeq names its product NIPA magnesium transporter 2 (gene NIPA2). Gene Ontology annotation, cellular component: membrane. Gene Ontology annotation, molecular function: magnesium ion transmembrane transporter activity. The record is from RefSeq and is a predicted model, not a curated record. Gene Ontology annotation, biological process: magnesium ion transport. Lineage: Eukaryota; Metazoa; Chordata; Lepidosauria; Squamata; Anolidae.